CUUUACCAUUUUGUUAAAUAAAUAUUUAAACAUUAUAGUCGAUGAAAUAUAUUCGGCAGACGGAGACAUUUUCAAAUUUUCGCAGAACACGAUAUUAUCUUUAUGGAGGAUUCAUCAAGGUGAAUUAAUAUUAAAUAUUAUGCCAAAAGUGAUAAGCUGUGCUUUCAAUCUAAAAAAUGCACUAAUAGCCGUCGAAAAAGAUGAAGAAGUUAUGUCGAAAAGUAAAUAUUAAUACUUAUCCCAUUUCCACUUGGCAUCAAAAAUCUUUUUUAUGUUUCUCUAAACAGCAAACAUAAUUAUUUCGGCUGGAAACAUAAUAUUUAGUAUCAUCGGAAACGAACUAUCACGACAUUACAUUAUCGCGGGUCAACCGGUUUUAGAUUUUAAAAAAGCAAAGAAUGUUUGUCUACCUGGUGAUCUAGUUUUGUCUAUGAACGCCUGGAAGCACUGUACACCUUUCAAAUACGAAUAUGUGAUCAAGGAUGCGUAUAAUAUAAAAAUAAUUAAAAUACUAGAAAAUAGUACAAAAAUAGAAAGGCAUAAGACUACGAUUAGACCGUUAAUCUCGAAUAAUUCCGGUCAACGGGAUCCUACAAUUUUGCAAAAAUUAACUGAGUUGUUAGUUAAAACAACUCUGAUCUCAACAGAAGACGAAAAUAAUAGUUCCAAUGAUGAUUUAAACAAGAAGAUAUUUUCAACACAAAGUUAUGUGGAAGAAGCAGUAAAACGAAAUAUUGGAGUUCAACUAAAAGUUUAUCUAAUAAAUACAGUUGCUGAGCAAGUAAAACUCUAUGAAUUUGAACUAAAUCAAACAAAUUUUACAUACUCGUUGUCUUAAUUGCAACAGAUCAUACAUGACCUACCGGUGGAAUACCUAAUGGAUACAAGACGAAUAACAAUGAUUUGUAUAGAUAUUGUACCCUCUAAUUGCACAACCUUAGAACUUGUUUAUUUGGUGGAUGAGUGUUAUUUACUUCUACAUAGGUAAUUUCAUCUAGGUUUGUGUGAAGUGUCUUUAAAUACUACGGAAUAUAACGGCAUACUAAUUUUACAGUAUAAUUGAUUCAUACUUGGGAUGUAUAUACUUAGUAAAUAUGUAUGAAAACAA
This is a messenger RNA of Vespa mandarinia (Asian giant hornet), 1108 nucleotides long. Its product is annotated as adenylate cyclase type 10-like. Gene Ontology annotation, molecular function: adenylate cyclase activity. The record is from RefSeq and is a predicted model, not a curated record. Gene Ontology annotation, cellular component: cytoplasm. Lineage: Eukaryota; Metazoa; Arthropoda; Insecta; Hymenoptera; Vespidae.